GGACAGCAACCCGGCCCCCGGCUCAAAAAGGUUGCCUACCCCUGCUCUAGAAGAAUCCAUUGCUGACACUUCGCCAGCAUCUGUGGCUGGCAGCAUUUGGAAAACAUUUCGGUGCUGUUUUUAGGAAAAGCAAGCCAAAUGCGGUCCCAGUAUUAUUAUUUUUAAACAUGUUUUUCCAUUGUUGGAGGUAGUAGAAAUGGCAAAUAGUAAAGUCCUGGUCCAUGGGCUCCCUGGUUAGGAUUCCCUUGUUGUGUCUAAAAUUCAGUAUCUUUUGAACCACGUAUAUGUUUUUGCAAUUUUAACCGGUGUUUUUAGCUGCUUUGGGACCGAAUUGGGGACAAAAGUGGGACCUAGAUUGUAUUUGGCAACCAGUGUUUGGAUGCUCCCAAAAAUACUUGGAGCAAGUCUUUGAUGUGGUCCAGAUCGUCCCAUGUCCAAAGUCUCUUAGGAGCUUUUGAUCGCAGCCCAGAUAAAAACUUGGCGCUGGGUCUCACACUGAACCUCUGUCCAUCAUGACGCCUUUUGCAAGAGGGAACAUAUCUGAUCUGGAAGAUGUCCUCGGAGUUCCCUCAGAAGGCAGCAUGUUCCAGAGGAGAUGGAACAAACGGCUUCUCAAAGCAAUCCUGUUUCUCUCCUCCUUCUUGCAACCCCCAGGAAUUGAAUUUCCAAACACGGGACGGAGGCACUUGCAUGAACUUUGGGGAAGGCUAUAAAAGGGAGGUUAUAAAGAGGGGUGGCAGCGGAGGGCCUCCUCGCUGACCGUCACGAAACACCUGCAGAUGUUUGCAACGAUGAACAGCGUGCGCUGGAGCCAUGCGCUGCUUGGAUUUGGUUUUCUUCGCAUCGCAUCUGCCUUCCUCACCCAACCUCAGUUUAAGGCUGACAAGUUUGUUGGGAAAUGGUACACCAUCGGCAUAAGCGUGAAAGGAGGUGGAGUAAAGAACACGUACAGCCACCUCGUUACGGUGGAGCUGGAGGAAAGCGGAGAGCUGGGCAUCACAGUGGAAAAGCCCGAGGACAGUUGUGCCAAAAUACAAUUCAAUUUACUCGUAGGAGAGAAGCCUGGAAAGUACAUUCGGGAUACAGGGACCCAGAGGAACACCAUCACCAUCAUCGAGACCGAUUACGACAGCUUCUGCAUCCUGGGCACCGAAACAGACUUAGUCAACACUCUCAACCUCUACAGCAGGCAUGAAGACGUCUCCGACGAAGUGAAGGCCAAGUUUGAAUAUUACAUCAAAUGCCUCGACUUCCCUACUAACCGGAUCGUCUACUUCUCCAAACAGGAAUCUUGGUGUUGAAUCCAGCUUCGGAGCAUUUCCCAGAAUUGGGAGAAUAAUAACUGGGAAACGCUCCUCGCUCUUCGCCAAAAGCAUCAAGAAGAAGAAAACCCAACACAAAACAAACCACAAUAAAAACACCCCCAAAUCUUUGCAGUUCAUCUGGUCCUUCCUCCCAUUUAUUUUUAUCCUCCACAACUUUUCAAAUCUGUUGAAUAACAAUCGGGGAGAAAAAUAGAUCACCACCAAUUCCAUCAAUUAUAUUGCAUCGAUUAUAUUCUGCCUCUUAUCGAUCCUAAGGCGAAUAAAAUAUUUGAAGCCAGA
Molecule: messenger RNA, 1604 nt
Organism: Sceloporus undulatus (fence lizard)
Lineage: Eukaryota; Metazoa; Chordata; Lepidosauria; Squamata; Phrynosomatidae
Product: epididymal secretory protein 4-like
Exons: 6
Coding region: 780-1301 (173 amino acids)
Molecular function (GO): small molecule binding
Source: RefSeq, a predicted model, not a curated record